Molecule: messenger RNA, 483 nt
Organism: Planococcus citri (citrus mealybug)
Lineage: Eukaryota; Metazoa; Arthropoda; Insecta; Hemiptera; Pseudococcidae
Exons: 1
Coding region: 1-483 (160 amino acids)
Source: RefSeq, a predicted model, not a curated record
AUGCCCGACCUGGUCUUGGGGAAUAAAUCAUCUGAAGACAAAUCUGAAGAACAAUCCAAAGACAAAUCCGAAGACCAAUCCGAAGAACCAUCCAAAGACAACUCCGAAGACCAAUCCGAAGGACAAUCUGAAGAACCAUCCGAAGACAAAUCCGAAGAACAAUCCGAAGACAACUCCGACAGGAAAAACUCGGAAGAGCAAAAUUCGUCAAACGAUAAUCAGCAGUCGACACAAGGAGAUUCGAGUAACAACGCGACCUCUAAAAUGGCAGUCGAUCUCCUGUCAGACUUAUCUAACCUCUUAGGUAUUGGAAGCUCCGGUAGUGAACCCUCCGAAAGAAGCGAAGAUCAACCGUCAGAAGAUGAUAAGGGUGAAACCUCAAAUAAUGAAACGCCAUCAGAAGGUGCUAAUACGUCUUCAGAAGGAAGUGGAACCUCAGCAGACGCAAACGCUCAAGAAGAUACCCCACAAGAACAAAACUGA